AUGGCGCCAGGAAGACCCAAAGUGCAUAUCCCCCCAUGUACCUUCUGUGGUAAGAUCUUUAAUCGGUCGCACCACCUGCGGCGACAUGAGCGUAUUCAUACCCAGGAAAAGCCGUUCCAAUGUCACUGCGGCCGUGCAUUUGCCAGACAGGACCUUCUGAGGCGCCAUAACCGGGUAUCACACUCGUCCUCGGGACUCCAGUCUCCUCCAGAGAAAUCACCCAACACUAGGUCUUCGAGCGCUGGUCCGGAUCAAGUCGAUUCAAUCAACUCGUCCCUACCAGCCACUGCAGGCUUGGAAAAUGUCGUCUCGGCGCCGAAUAUGUCUGCUUCGACAGUCCCAUUUCCGAGUAUAACCACUCCGACCGCAUGGGACGAGCCAUCCCAGGCACUUCCUGCUUUCUUUCCACCCCCCCUGGAAAGCUUCCCCGAGAUGGAGUUGGGGCAGGACCCAAUCUCCGAUAACUUUGCCUUUGCAUUUCCCAACUUUGUCCCCUCUCAGUUCCUUAAUACUGAGAUCUCUCUCUCAGAUCUACUCGAGCAGUUUCCCGCACAGGGGCAGGAGUCUCAGGGACCACGGCCGUCUUCAACGCCAGCUGGUCCGCCCGCUGCCUCUCCCGACGACACAACAGACUACCCUGGUGACCUGCCUGAUCCUAAGUACCGGUUACAGCGACGAUUGCCAUCGCUAGAUGAUCAGCCGCACAAAAGUGGCCUGGAUGCGCAGCUCGACGCGGCAGGAUGUCCGUGGGCAAUCUCCGCUGUCGCUUACAAGAUCAUCGUGGACAAAUUGACCGCGAAGCGGACCGCCUUGGGUGAAUCCUUAUUACCCUCCAGGUGCGCUCUCGUACGGUAUCUGGAAGGCUACUUCCGAGGAUUUCAUGAUCACCUUCCGUUCCUGCAUGUGCCGACCUUCCGCGCAGAGACCGUCGAACCGGAGCUCUUCCUGGCGAUGGCGGCUGUCGGAGCCUUGCACCGCUUCGAGCAUCACAAGGGUCACCAGUUGUACGUUGCAGCGAGGUCCUUGAUCGAUCAGAACACACAGGACCGUCGUCGUAGGCUGGUUAGCCAGUUAGUCGGCCGUUCGCCAGGGUCUGCGGCAUAUGCCAGUCCUUUUUCAGACAGUCGCCGCAAUUCGAGAAACCCAACCAGUGCGGAUGAGAUGGCUGAGGAAAACACCAGUGAACUUCAGCGAGCACAAGCCUUGAUUGUUCUUACAGCCAUGAGCUCUUGGGGCGAGGAAGUACUUGCGCAGGAUAGUCUAGCGAUGAGCAGCCAGUUGGCAGUGCUCGUGCGGAAACUGGGAAUUCAAGAAACGGACAACUGUGCAGACACCGAAUUGAGCUGGCCGGCGUGGGUGGCACACCAACAGCUGCGACGCACCUUCUUGAUCGCAUACAUCAUCUUCAACCUGCAGAGCAUUAUCUUCAACAUUCCACCGCAGAUCCUUACUAGCGAGGUGGCCGUGUGUCUGCCCUCCUGCGAAGCAGAAUGGAGGGCCUCAUCACCCGCUGCGUGGGAGCGACAUCGCGCCGUGUCCCGGCUACAUGAACGCGCAUUCACCUCGACACUCAACGACCUUCUCAACGGAAACGAUAUUACUAACCAUAGCCUCAUUUCUCCCUUCUCUAACUACAUCCUUAUCCACGGCCUGGUGCAGCGCAUCUACUUUGAGCGACAAGCCGCCGGCGGCAGUUUACGCGCCCCUCUCAUAGAAUCCCUCGAAUCUGCACUAAAGCACUGGCAAGCCAGCUGGGAGAGCACCUGGGAGUCAAGUCUGGAUCCAUACUCUCCUCAGGGACCAUUGGGGUUCAAUGCGACCGCACUGCUUCGACUCGCCUACAUCCGCCUGAAUUGUCAGACGGGACUCUGCCACGAGCUUCUCUGUAGUAAUACGACUCGGUUUAAAUCACUCAUUUCUCCUACACCACCUCUGGAUCAUAUCGGUCGUUCUCCUUCCCUCGAUCGUGCUAUCCUCCAGUGCAUUCACGCGUUGAGUAUCCCUGUGCGGGUGGGAAUCCCCUACGUCGCGCGCACACAGACCUUGAGCUGGAGCGUACAACACUCCAUUUGUCACCUUGAGUGUGCAGUGCUAUUGAUACGUUGGAUGCAAAUGCUAGCUAGUGCCGCGGCAGCACACGGAAUCGCAAGUUUGCGGGAAGACGAAAGGAAGCUGCUCCACAUGGUGGAGUACUUGAUUCAGGAGACAAAUUGCGUGGAGGAAGAGGUCGCCAAGGAGGGAGAGAGCGAAGCGGAGAAGAUCCAGCGACUGGCGAGGAUGACCGCACAGAUAUGGGCGGAGAUAUCAAGCGGGAUCCAUGUCUUCGAUCUGGUUCGGAGGAUUGGGGAGGCGUUGGGGGGUAUUGCGGACGUGCUAACGGGGGUAGGGAGGUAG
Messenger RNA from Aspergillus tubingensis, 2394 nucleotides. RefSeq names its product FTFMHR domain-containing protein. The record is from RefSeq and is a predicted model, not a curated record. Gene Ontology annotation, cellular component: chromatin. Bases 1 to 2394 code for a protein of 797 amino acids. The transcript is spliced from 3 exons. Gene Ontology annotation, biological process: regulation of transcription by RNA polymerase II; DNA-templated transcription. Gene Ontology annotation, molecular function: DNA-binding transcription factor activity, RNA polymerase II-specific; zinc ion binding; RNA polymerase II cis-regulatory region sequence-specific DNA binding. Lineage: Eukaryota; Fungi; Ascomycota; Eurotiomycetes; Eurotiales; Aspergillaceae.